CCAACAUUUCCCACCUUAAUGAGGACUAUUACAACCGUUGCAUAUAUAUUUUUGACCUGGAUUCAAACAAUGUUUUACCUGUUUUAACGUAACGUUUCACAGCUUGUUCUGUUCAUGUAUUUUUGAGAAUUUUAUGUGCCAACUGACAAACCAGCGAGGAUGUUUUGUUGCUUUUACACACACUGGCUUCUAUUUGCCGCUUUGUGGAGCCUCAGUCACCCAAGCUCGCUGGCUGCACGGCCGAACGUCCCUUUCAGCAAGUCCAAGAUUAAGUUGGACCCCAAUGUGAAGGACUGGGGAGACUAUUCGGACCUCCCCUCAGGAAUGGAACUGGGACUGGGCUUGGCUGAAGACAGACGACACGGACAUAACAGAGAGGGUGGAGGGUCGCCAUCGAGCCUCACUCCUGCGUUAGAUUUUCUCUCCGACUUUGCAGGUAAAAAGCGAUUGUGGGUAAUAACAGCUCCCUCACACAAUGACCACUACCUACGUAUGAUGGAAAAACAGCUGGAAGACAUGGAUCAGAAAUCUCUAAACUGCCGUCUAGCAGAAAGAGACACUUUCAUUGUCACCAUCAUCCAAAACGCCAUGAUGGAAGGGAGGAUCCAGAAGGCGACCAUACAAGGGCAAGCCACAGUGGAGAGCCUGGACCCUGACACCGUCACCAAGCUGCUGCACUUCCUUGAGCUCACCCAGGACCAAGCGUUCAACAUGUUGGUGCUGAAAAAAAACCUAAGAGUCAGUGAGCGGUUCCCUUAUCCAGUUCAGAUCGAGGCCGUCUUGGAGGUCAUUGAUCAGUUGCCAAUGAGGAAGUUGGAGAAAAUCACCAGAAAAGGAGCCAACCUGAGGUGUAAAAGCACUAAAAAGAAGGUUGUGGUGAAAAGGAAAAAAAUGAAGAAGAGAAUAAUUUUGAGUCCUCAGAGGCAAAGCAACAGGACCUCUGUGGUGACGCUGCAAAGAAAACCCCCGAUGGACAAAAAGGCCGCCCUUAAGAGUAAGGUCCAGGACAUACUGAGCGGCAGGUCCAGGUUUGUCAUUCGGAAGGUGCCAGCUGUGAGGAGAAAGGAGUCCAGUGGUGGUGGUGUUAAACAGGAAGAGGAAAAGGAGAAAACGCACCGUGCUCCUGAUGUGUCAACAAGAAAAGAGGAAGUGAAGAAAGAAAGGCCUGCCGCCACAUGGGAUAAAGGGCCAAAAAAACCUACUGAGGAGAGUAAAGAGGAAAAGGAAGGAAAAGAAAACUCCAAGAAAAAGGGUAAAGGGAAAAAAGGAAAGAAAGGGAAAGGAAGAGGCAAGAAGUCUCACAAAGUAGCAAGUAAGAAGGACAAAACUGCCUUUAAAGACUUUCUGGAUCAUUUAAAGGGGAAGAGAAGGUUGAUGCUGAUGUCAACCCCCAGCAGAGACGCAACGCUGUACGUGCAGCAGAGCACCGAGAACGAGAGGCAGCACUGCGAGCUGGCCGUCAGGAAGGUCACCGUGGCGACCAUCGUGGGCAAAGGCAACGACGCCACCCUCACGUUGCAACACCACCAACUCGAGUCAGAACCUCCAUUCAGUGAGCUACCAGAGCAGCUGUCUGAUACGGGUCUGAUCUUGCUGUUACGAUCCCAGUUGGGUUUGUCAUCACCUGACCUUUUUUCCAUGACCGUCACCGACUACGACAUCAGGCCCAACAGAGUGUUUGAGGCGCCGCCAUCAAGCCUCGCUAUGUUCGAAUACAUCGACAACUUUCCCUCAAGGCGUCCCGAGAAAGAAAAAGAAAAAAAAAAUCCCCCAGCAUGUGGAGCUGACAAGCAACAAUCUGAAGCUGAGAAUUCCCUCCUCAGGUUCAUGUCAAAGAGGAGACUGCUGAUCGUCUCUGCUCCAGCUGAGGAUGACUAUUCUUUUCAACAGCAGCUGUCUGCUCUCAAUGGGCAAGAGUGUCACCUUGGUAUUCGUCACUUUGCCAUGUUGAAGCUAACUGGGGAUGGAGACAAAGCCUCAGGGACUGUGGAGCUAUUUCCUCUCAAUGGUCGCAGUCAGAGUGAAGUGGAGCAGUUGUCCCGCGAUGUGGUCAACAACCUGCGCGACCAGCUGAAGAUCAGCAAGGACUACUUCAGCAUGCUGGUGGUGGGAAAGGAUGGUGACAUCAAGGCGUGGUUCCCCUCGCCCAUGUGGUCUCUGGAUAACAUCUACGACGUGGUGGACUCCAUGGAGCUACGUCUGCAGGAGGAGAGACUGCAGAGACGGCUCGGGAUCCACUGCCCGUAGGAGCACGGGAGAGGAGGACGGGUGGGGGAAGGUUACCAUGGUUACGGAGAAGAUCAUUACAGCUCACAAUGAAUCGAUAACCAUAGAUAAGAUGCAUUAGAAAACCAAACAUUACAGAAUUUUUCUCAAUAAAUGCUGACUCUGCAGUGAGAGCUAAUUACUGUAUUUACGGAAAUAUUGGAAUGAAUCCAUUCAAACAAAUGCCUCCCCUUCCAAAUUUGGAAAAAUAUCAUGAGAAAUGACAGCACGGUGGACGACGGGUUAGAGCUUCUGCCUCACAGUUCUGAGGACUGGGGUUCAAUCCCCAGCCCCACCUAUGUGGAGUUUGCAUGUGCUCCCCGUGCCUGUGUGGGUUUUCUCUCUUCUCCGUAUAAAUGUAACUUUUCAACAAAGAAAAAAAAAAAAUACGGGACACAUACUUUUUUGCAAAGUCAUCUUGUUUUAAUAAUGUACAGCCAUCUUUUUUUUCUUUUUUUUACCCACCACAACAGCCUACUUUAUUGUGCGACAGAUGUGACGUCAUUAACAGAGCGCCGUGUAGUGUCCGAAAGCUCACAUCGUGCAACCCUACAUGGGGAAUAGGAAGUAGUGAGUGAACGAUUUUGGACACAGCAUAUGAGUGGCCCAACACUGCGUCC
Messenger RNA from Phycodurus eques (leafy seadragon), 2885 nucleotides. It is a transcript of the gene ccdc80l2, whose product is annotated as coiled-coil domain containing 80 like 2. NCBI's taxonomy places the organism in Eukaryota, Metazoa, Chordata, Actinopteri, Syngnathiformes, Syngnathidae. The record is from RefSeq and is a predicted model, not a curated record. The transcript has 12 exons. Bases 160 to 2247 code for a protein of 695 amino acids.